GUCUGUGAUAUAGAUUUAGGUCUCAGGGGGACUCUACUCUUAACGCAAUAAUCGAUGGAAUAACUCUUCUUCCAAUUCGCACUUUUAUCAUAACAGCAUUAAUCCGAAACAAAUGGCUACAAAUGAGAUUCAAGUUGAGGAACCAGAGGUAGAAGACAAUGAUGCAGAAGAUGAGUCUAAAGGCAAGAAAGUUGCCAAACACGAUGCCGGUGCUGCAGACUUGGAGAAGGUUACAGACUAUGAGGAAGAAAAAGAAAUUGCUGCCCAGGAUAUUCAAGAUGCUAUCAGAGUUGUCAGUGAUCGACAAAAUAAAGAAGCAAAGGCCAAACAUGAAAAAGAGAAAGAGUUAUCCAAAGUCAAGAUCAAUAAAGAUGAUGUGGAUUAUAUUGUCCAAGAAAUAGAGAUCUCAAGGUCAAGGGCUGAGCGCGUGUUACGAGAAUACAAAGGCAACGUUAUUGAGGCUUUAGUAUUUUUAACCAAUUAAAUUUUGUAAUAUAAAUAUUGAAAUGAAGUUUAA
Messenger RNA from Biomphalaria glabrata, 517 nucleotides. RefSeq names its product huntingtin-interacting protein K-like. The transcript has 4 exons. NCBI's taxonomy places the organism in Eukaryota, Metazoa, Mollusca, Gastropoda, Planorbidae. Gene Ontology annotation, biological process: negative regulation of apoptotic process; protein stabilization. Bases 113 to 484 code for a protein of 123 amino acids. The record is from RefSeq and is a predicted model, not a curated record.